UCGGUUUUAGAGCUGUUGUUUCAAAUGUGUUAUAUUCAAAUGUUGCAGCUGGAUGUGUAUGUUUUUUUUUUUGCUCUACCGUUGCAUCACUGAAUCUUUUUCUUUUGUCACAACACUUUUUAGUCGCAAUCUGUUACAUGGAAUAAAAAUUUAACUUCAUCAUCGAUUAAGUGGAAAUCUGACUCAAUGACUCAAGAUGUGUUGCUAAACACACCCUGUCCUCAGCCUAUAAAACAGCUGGAUGCAGCACAGAGAUUCAGAAGUUGUAAUCAACACAACAUGAAGACUUUCAAUCUGUGCGUUCUACUAAGCCUGGCGGCUGCAGUUUGCUGCAUGCCAGUAUCUCAGGUUACGGAGCAAGAUGAGCAUUUUGCAGAGAACUACCUGAAGAAAUUCUUCAACCUGACGGAAGAGACAGGUCCAACCAUCGAUCCGGGGAUCAGCCCGGUGACCAAGAAGCUGAAAGAGAUGCAGGAAUUCUUUGGUCUCCUGGUCAGCGGGACGCUGGAUGCUGACACCUUGGCCGCGAUGAAGACGCCUCGCUGUGGUGUUGCAGACAACAACGUUGCACAUUCUUCUUCACGUUCUCGACGUUCUACCUUGUCUGGGGCAAAGUGGGAGAACAACAUCCUUACCUACAGGAUCGAGAACUACUCACCUGACAUGUCUGUGUCAGAGAUAGAUGACUCCAUUGAGAAAGCUCUGCAGGUUUGGGCCAAAGUCACUCCUCUGAGAUUCACAAGAAUCUACAGUGGCAUCGCUGACAUCAUGAUCUCCUUCAUCAGGGGAGAUCAUGGUGAUAAUUCACCUUUUGAUGGCCCUGAUGGAACUCUUGCCCAUGCAUUCCAGCCAGGCCCUGGCUUGGGAGGAGAUGUUCAUUUUGAUAAAGAUGAGACUUUCACUUUCCGCUCAAAUACUGGCUAUGUCCUCUUCUUGGUGGCUGCCCAUGAGUUUGGCCACGCCCUGGGUUUGUCUCACUCCGAUGAUCCUGGUGCUCUGAUGAACUUCAGAUACAUUUACAGAAACCCUGACACCUUCGUUCUGCCCCAGGACGAUAUCCAAGGCAUCCAGUCUCUCUAUGGUCCAAACCCUGAUGUGGAUCCCUCUGUGGUGGUCCCUACGGCCCCCCCCACCCCUGACGCCUGUGAUUCAAACAUGGUCUUGGAUGCUGUCGCCACCCUGCGAGGGGAGAUGUACUUCUUCAAAGACAGCUUCUUCUGGCGGAGCCACUCUCAGAGCAAUACACCUGAGCAAAGUCUCAUUGCAGCCUUCUGGCCCGAUGCCCCCAACCACAUCGACGCUGCUUAUGAAAGCCAAGAGUUGGACAGACUCUUUCUCUUUAAUGGUCGGAAAGUGUGGGCUUUCAACGCCUAUGAUCUUGUGCCCGGGUAUCCUAAAUCACUUUCCAGUUUCGGUCUGCCCAAAAGUGUGAAGAAAGUCGAUGCGGCUCUUUAUGAUGUGGAAACUCGCAAGACUCUGUUCUUUGUUGGCACCAAUUACUACAGUUAUGAUGAGGCCAAAAAGACCAUGGACCAGGGAUUCCCCAAGCGACUGGACGAGACCUUCUCCGGCCUGAGCACCAAGGUGACUGCAGCUGUCCAAGUCAAAGGUUUUACUUACAUCUACAGUGGAUCCAGCAUGUUGGAGUACAGCAUGCGGACUGGGACGUUGUUCCGUGUGCUGGGGAACAGCUACUUCCUGCGUUGCACUCGCUAUUAAACCAGUUGUCUCAAUUGUUCAUUUAAUGACACUGAAUUACAAUGAAGGAACAGAGUUAAAUUGCCUAUUUUAAGUGACAUCUUAUAAUAUAUAAUUGUAUUGUUACACACUCAUGGCUGGAGGCUAUACUGGAUAUAUGCCUUUCCUGAGAAAAGCACCUUAAAGUUUUUCAUGUGACGACACUGAAUGAAGGAACAGAUUCGUAAUCAUAAUAUAUCUUAUAGUAUUUAACUAUAUUUUUUAAUACUUACAGACUUACGUUUGUUUGUUUUUUAAAUAUAAUUUUGGUGACGUCAGCCAUUUAUUUAAGUUAAUUUAUCUCUAAAUUAUAAAUUUAUUGUUGCUCCCUUUAUUUGUGUGUGGUUUAACUGU
Molecule: messenger RNA, 2091 nt
Organism: Centropristis striata (black sea bass)
Lineage: Eukaryota; Metazoa; Chordata; Actinopteri; Perciformes; Serranidae
Product: collagenase 3-like
Exons: 10
Coding region: 187-1719 (510 amino acids)
Biological process (GO): extracellular matrix organization; collagen catabolic process; proteolysis
Cellular component (GO): extracellular matrix
Molecular function (GO): metalloendopeptidase activity; zinc ion binding
Source: RefSeq, a predicted model, not a curated record